UUCGGGUUUUUGUAACACACUCUCGUGACACAAAGAUGGCGGACGAAUCGGAGCCGGAAGUGAAAAAACCUCGCUUAGAAAGCAGCCCUCCGUUGUUUGGAUCUCUAGAAUUAAUAUAUCAUGAUUCAGCUAAAAAGAUGCAGAAGAGGUAUGAUGCAGUUCAAGAUGCAUUCAUUACCAAAUAUGGUCAUAGGCCAUCAUUCUAUGCGAGAGCACCAGGGCGAGCAUAUUGACUAUUGCGGAUAUGGAGUUCUACCAAUGGCCAUAGAUCAGGAUAUUAUGAUUGCYGCCAGCCCCAACACUGAUAAAAUGCUUCACAUUUCUAACUCAGAUUCAAACUUUGAGGAUUUCAGUGUAGACACCCUUGAUUAUCAAAUAGAUGGGAAAGAAUGGUAUCAUUACUUUCUAUGUGGAUACAAGGGUAUUGUUGAUCCAAAUGAGGAGGAAAAUAGAGCACCAGUAUUAGAUCCUGUUGGGAUGAAUACCAUAGUCAAUGGGUCUGUACCAAAGAGUGCAGGGUUGUCAAGUUCUUCAGCUUUGGUUUGUUGUGCUGCUUUAGCCACACUACAUGUCAAUGGACUAGAACUAUCCAAGCAUGAAUUGGCUGAAAUUUGUACAAAGUGUGAACGUUAUAUUGGCACUGAAGGUGGAGGAAUGGACCAAUCAGCCUCCUUCUUAGCUGAAKGAGGAACUGCCAAGCAUAUUGAGUUCAACCCAAUAAGAACAAGCGAUGUUCAACUUCCUGAUGGCAUUGCAUUUGUUAUUGCCAAUAGUUUGGUUGAAAUGAAGAAAUCUGAAACUGCAGGAACACAUUUUAAUGUCCGUGUAGUUGAAUGUCGAUUAGCAGCAAAGUAUUUAGCAAAAUCCAAAGACCUGGAAUGGCAAAAGGUGAAACGUCUUAGUGAUGUCCAAGACAAAUUAAAUGUUAAACUUGAUGACAUGGUUGAGCUGGUAGACACAGUUCUCAAGAAAGAUCCAUAUUCCAAAGAAGAGCUCUGCAAGUUCUUUGAUAUGACAGAAAAACAGCUUGUUGAUGAAUGUUUAAGUCCAUCAACUGCUGAAGUUAAAACCUUUAAGCUCCAUCACCGCGCCAAACAUGUGUAUUCAGAAGCAGGACGUGURCUUAAGUUUAAACAGAUUUGUAGUGAAKGACCYAAAAAUACUAUAGAGGUUCUUGGUAAUCUGAUGAAUGAGAGCCAUGAGAGCUGUAGUAAACUGUAUGAAUGCAGUUGUGAUGAACUGGAUGAACUUAUUGCAGCAUGCAGAGAGGCUGGUUCCCUUGGUUCCAGGCUUACAGGAGCAGGAUGGGGUGGUUGCACAGUUCACAUGGUCCGCGCAGAUGCAGUAGAUGACUUUAUAUCAAAGGUUACCAAAUCCUACUACUCCGCUACGCCUCGUCGUCAAGAGAGAGUUAGUGAAGCAUUAUUUGCCACCAAACCAGGGUGCGGYGCAGCUGUGUUAUGCUUAGACUAAACUCACGGGGACCCUGUGUGUCAUCAGUUUGCAUAUUAGGAUGUUUGUGUAAUYRUAUUUAUCUUAGUUUUGAAUCCUUACGUCAUUCAAUCAAACCUCGUCUCAGGUCAGCCCCACCUCAACUCGACUAGACCGAAAGAGAAUAUCACAACGGAGACUGAAACUUUGUGAUCGCUUUCGGUCCAAUCAGCAGUMGCACCAGAGGUCUUAAAAAUAUAAUAUAGGAACUUGUUAGAUGAAAUCUAAUAAUAGUAUGAUUAUUUAACAAUAAACUCAUAGUGAAUUGUCAUUAAUUCGAAAAUGUA
Messenger RNA from Exaiptasia diaphana, 1778 nucleotides. Its product is annotated as N-acetylgalactosamine kinase. Lineage: Eukaryota; Metazoa; Cnidaria; Anthozoa; Actiniaria; Aiptasiidae. Gene Ontology annotation, cellular component: cytoplasm; cytosol. Gene Ontology annotation, biological process: carbohydrate phosphorylation; galactose metabolic process. The record is from RefSeq and is a predicted model, not a curated record. Gene Ontology annotation, molecular function: galactokinase activity; ATP binding.